GAGGACACACCGGGAAAACCCAAAAUGCAUUAGAGCCUAUCGGCUUGAACACACCUCUUUCAAGCUAAGCCACGAUUGGCUGAAGGGGACGUUGUUGUGCAGUGCGUACGCGCGGCAGUGUCACCGGCUACGAUCAGUACCUUGUGAGUGGAUCAGCCUCUGCAACACCAGUAGCCGGGGCUCUCAGCCCUCCUUCCCCCAUCGGUAGCAGUCGCGCUCUCAGCGUGGUGGCCAUACACUGACUGACACAUACAGUAGUCUGGCUGAAGAAUACCAUUCAACGGGCCAUAAAUGUGGAAGGCCACCUUUGUAUUAUAUACAUUCAUUAGGACCAGCUGCCUAAAGGAUUGGUACAGCAAUCCAUGAAGAGGAGCUGCAGAGCUUCACCAGGAUCCCGGAAGCAUCAGUCUGAGCAGCCCUUCCAAUUUGCCACACACUCCCAUAUGGUCAGGAAGUACAGUUAAAAUUGCCCAAACUGCCCAACCAAAUCUUGGCAUAUUUCACCAACUUUGGAAGAAUGGGUAGGGGGGGGGGGUCUGCAAGCCCUGGAUUUUUCCCAGCACCUUAUCACCUUUUGGCUUUUAACUGUCUUUCACCAUCAAAAUGCAGAUAAAAGAAGAUAUGAAUCCAGUUCUUCUCUACCUUCUCCAUUUUCUGAUGUGGCUUUAUGGUGUUAUAACAUUUGUGCCAUGGUUCCUGCUGUCGGGCGCACAAGACAGGCAGGUCCGGGCCAGUCGCGUGAAGGCAAAACCUACAUCAGACAAGCCAGAGAGUCCAUACCGAUCAGUGGACAGUUUCCAUAGCCUCGCCUCUUCCCUAUACAAAGGCUGUGACACCCUGGACAAGGUCUUUAAACAUGGCACUGAAUUAUUCAAACACAGGGACUGCUUGGGAACCCGAGAGGUAUUGAGCGAGGAAGACGAGGUCCAGCCUAACGGCAAAGUUUUCAAAAAGGUGAUCUUAGGAAGGUACAACUGGAUGUCCUACGAGGAGGCCUACUUGUUUGCUUCGCAGUUUGGAAAUGGUCUUGCUGCACUCGGUCAGAAACCCAAGUCCAACAUUGCCAUAUUCUGUGAGACUCGAGCGGAGUGGAUCAUAGCAGCUCAGGCCUGCUUCAUGUACAAUUUCCCACUUGUUACGCUGUAUGCUACUCUGGGUGGCCCUGCCAUCGCGCAUGGACUUGUCGAAACAGAGGUGACACACAUCGUCACCAGCAAGGAACUUCUGCAAACAAAGCUAAAGGCAAUACUCCCUCAGGUCCCUCUUCUGAGGCACAUUAUACUUUUGGAUGGCAUGGGUACACAGCAGACUGAUUUCCCCAAGAAUAUCACUGUUCAUAGUAUGGGCGCGGUGCAAGCCUUUGGAGCAAAGCAAUUGAAUACGCAACGUUCCUACCCUGCGGCACAUGAUAUUGCUGUGAUUAUGUAUACCAGCGGCUCAACCGGCAUUCCAAAAGGAGUCAUGAUUUCUCACAGUAACUUAAUAUCGGGCAUCACUGGGAUGGCACAAAGGAUACCUAACCUGGGGGAUACUGAUACAUACAUAGGAUACCUGCCUUUGGCCCAUGUCUUGGAGCUGAGUGCUGAGUUGGUUUGUCUUUCACGAGGGUGCCGUGUAGGUUACUCCUCACCACAGACACUAUCUGACCAGUCCACGAAAAUCAAGAAAGGGAGCAAAGGAGACGCUUCAGAACUUCAGCCAACUCUGAUGGCAGCAGUCCCUGAAAUCAUGGACCGCAUUUAUAAGAAUGUCAUGAGCAAAGUGGCCACGAUGAGCCCAGUACAGAAAGGCCUCUUCUCCUUGGCUUACAACUACAAGAUGAAGCAGAUUUCCAGAGGUUACAGCACUCCUCUGUGUGACAGGGUUGUGUUUUGGAAAGUGAGAAAGCUGCUAGGAGGGAAGUUGCGAGUUCUGCUGUCUGGCGGAGCCCCGCUUUCUGCAGCCACCCAACGUUUCAUGAACAUCUGUUUCUGUUGCCCAGUGGGCCAAGGAUAUGGCCUGACGGAGACCUGCGGAGCUGGCACCAUUACAGAAGUGUGGGACUUUAGCACCGGCAGGGUAGGAGCACCAUUGGUCUGUUGUGAGAUAAAGUUAAAGAACUGGGAAGAAGGCGGGUACUAUAACACAGAUCGGCCAUGUCCAAGAGGUGAGAUCCUGAUUGGUGGGCCCAAUGUUACCAUGGGCUACUACAAAAAUGAGGGCAAGACUCGGGAGGACUUCUUUGUGGAUGAAAAUAGACAGCGCUGGUUCUGUACUGGGGACAUUGGGGAAUUCCAUUCUGACGGCUGCUUAAAAAUCAUUGAUCGGAAGAAGGACUUGGUAAAGCUUCAAGCUGGGGAGUAUGUUUCUCUGGGAAAAGUGGAGGCUGCACUGAAGAACCUUCCCAUUGUUGAUAACAUCUGUGCGUACGCAAACAGUGAUCAGUCCUAUGUCAUUGGCUUUGUGGUAGCAAACCAAAAGGAGCUGUUGAAGCUGGCAGAGAAGAAGGGAGUGCAAGGAUGCUGGGAGUCUCUGUGCAACAAUGCAAUCAUGGAGAGGGAAGUGCAGAAGGUGCUCGCGGAGUCUCCUGCAGCAGCCACCCUGGAGAAGUUUGAGGUCCCUGCAAAGAUCCGCCUAGUUUCUGAACCUUGGACCCCUGAGACCGGACUGGUGACUGAUGCCUUCAAACUCAAGCGCAAGGAACUGAAGAGUCACUACCAGGAGGAUAUUGAGCGGAUGUACGGGGGGAAAUGAAGUACACUUUCCAUUCCAUCCGGGAAGGCCACUUAUUUAUUGGUCCAUUUUGAAGGCCCCUCUUGCAGCCAUUGGGUCUAAAUCCGCAAUCCUGUUACAAGGACGUGAGAUUAAAUGUAAAAACUUGAACUUCCUUAUAACAAAAACGUAAACCAAACCACAUUAAAAAAGGAAAACCUUUGUGAUGAAACAAACUAGGAUUUUACAUUUGAGUCGUAGAUCUGGGGUACCCUGCUGAUUCCAGGCUUCGAUUGAAUUUCUUGUGAAAUAGGAGCGGUAUUCUGUGCUCUCAAUGCUCUAAGAACAGAGACGGUUUUCCAGAUACAGAAUUUUGUGCAAUAUCAGACCAUUCUUAUGCCUUACAUGCUGGAAUCUACAAAACAUGAACUAAGGUCUUCUCGGUCUGCAAGGCACGGGGCAAAUGUGCCCGUUGUAGGUAGAAUUCCGUGCCAUUUUAUAAAGAUUUUUUAUUUAAAGCAGCAGUCUACAAGGUUCUUUUUUAUUAAGUCCGUGCUAAACUUGAAUAUGUGCAAUUCUCUCAGGUAAAUCUGUUUUAAACACACAAAGCCCCCCCCCCCCACACUGUGCUUAAACUUCGUAUAGCCAGUUAAGAUUGGGGCCCAUUCAUCCUACACAGGCAUUCAUGUAGAGACUUGAAAAGGAACGAAUAUACAAACAUGGAUUGGAAUUGAAAGGGAAACCUGCCUAGCUCAGAGUAUUUUUACUUAACAUAGUACUAGUGUAGUCUGUGGCAUGACUAGCCAUUGCAGAGACCCCCAACAAGCACUGGGGCUGCUACUUCUACAAAGUCUCUAAGUAGAGUUGUGUUCUGUGACACACUGUAGCUCUGGUUAUCUGAAUUUCUUCUCUUGGCAUUGUCCCUUUUGCACCACAAUAACUGGUGAAUGAAUGCACAGACCACUACUAUUUGUCCUUGACUGCGCUGCAACACAAAUUGGGGCAUAUUGAUCAUUCCAAGUUAAAGUGAUGACUGUAUUUGCCAUCCUUAACCAUUCCGCUCAGUCUGAGGACCUUCAGCGUUCACAAAUAAACCAAGUACAGGGAAGUCUCCACUGUAUCCGCAGUGAUCUUCCCUUUCCCGUACAUGGAGGGUGCAGUUGCUAAUUACACACUGCUGCUAUUGAGAUCAGCCAAGGACCUCUGCAAUUGACCCCGCUAGUAGAUGGAGGGAUAUACACACGUUACUGCAAGUCACUGAACUUAACCUGGCUAUACAUUAAAAUAUAUGCUUGUUUGGUGAGAUCACCAAACAAAUUGAUCUUUCACUGAUUUGCCCACCUUGAGGAGAGAGAGAUCGGGCUGAUCUGAUCAGUGGGCUCUAGGGCCUAGCUAUUGGAUCACUACAGAGAUACAGGUUGUCAGAUCGAGGACCAUAUAAAUGAGCUGAUGCGGUCCUCACAGGACUUUUAAAUCUGUCCAAUCAAUAUCUGGCUGAUUUUUGGCCAGAUAUUGGUUGGAUAUGCCUGUCAGAGUGCCCCAUACACAGCCAGAUAAACUUCCAAAUUGGCCUGAAGUGGCUGAAUCAGUGGCCCUUGUAUAACCAGCUAAAGUCUCAUUUAAAGGUGGCCAUAGACUCAAAGAUCUGUAUGGCCGAACAAUCGAAUUACGAUGCGCCGAGGGGCUCCGACGGGUCGAUCGGUUGGUUAAAAAUCAAACCUUCCCGAUCAAUAUCGUGGCCAGAUAUCGAUCGGGAAGACCCGUCGGAAGCCCCCAUACACGGGCAGAUGAGCUGUCAAAUCGGUCCAAACGACCGAUAUCGGCAGCUUUAUCUGCCCGUGUAUGGCCACCUUAACUUGCCAUGUCUGUAGUCAAAGUGGUUACCUCUGAGCCUUUAAAGGAAUCCUGCCUCCUGAAGGUGGCCAUACACAGGGGCCAAAUGAGCUGUUCCCUCCUCAAUGUGCCCACAUUGAGGUGGGCAAUAUCGGGCUGAUCCGAUCGUGGGCCCUAGGGCCCAACAAUCAGAUCAUAAUGCUGGCAAUACGAGCGGUCUGAUCACGGGACCGCAUCUACGAAAAGAUGUGGCCACAAUCCGACUGGAUUUUUAACCCUGCCCGAUCUAAAUCUGACAGACUUUCGGCCAGAUAUCAAUCAGGGAAGCCAGUCGGAGGGCCGAUAAGCUGCCGACACAGUCUGUCAGCGGCCUGUGUAUGGUCAGCUUGAGCGCCUCCUGAAAGACAAAACAUGCAACAUCAUUGGCUUACUUGCUCAUCUGCUUAUUAUGUGGUAAUUACCCCUGCAGCAAAACUGUUUAACUUUAUUUACUAAACAGAAUAUGUGAAUGUCAGUAGGCAGUAUAUAAUAGCUUAUUAUGGAGAAAGUAAAAAUAAAAUGAUUAACCAUUUAGUGAAGCCUUAUACUGUUACCCUCUCUAAAGGUCAAAUUAAAUCUUGUUUUUUUUCCCCCCAUUUUUCAUUAACAAGCGAGAGUGUUUCCUUUACAAUCUGUAGCCACUAUUAAGGACUGCUGCUCAUAUCAUAUCUAUAAAAACUCUUUAUUUUAGUAGUGCUCUCCUUUGCAAAUGUAUGAAGGUAAAUGAAAGAAUGAGAAGUUCGUUGCUGGCAACCAAUACUGGAACCGUAUACCAGUUAAGAACAAAUACAUUUUUUUAUAUGUGGGAUAUAUUUUGUGACCCUCUUGUUUCACCCACUUGUUUAUGAUGAUCCUAUGGACAACCAUACCAAUAUCAGACCAUUUAAGGUUCAGUUCUAGGCCGUACAGUUUUAAGCAGAGAUAAUAUACCGUAAUUACCUGCCUGUACCCCUCCCUCUGCUUGACUAUGACACUUGGCAUCCUCUCUCUCUAUGGAGAUUGCUGGGUUUGGCCUCCCUAGACCAUAUUCUCCUAUAUUGGUCAUACAAGACUGUAUCCUGUAUCCCCGUCCAUGGGAGCCUUGUCACUGUUUGCACAAUAUUUGCUGGGAUUUGCCUGAAGCAGCAGUGUCUGUAGGAGAAGACUGACAUAUUACUGUCUUCCAUUCAACCUUUUUAUGAACUGAUUUUACGUUACUAUGUGAGUUGUCUCCAUUCUACAGAAAGUCUACCGACAUAUGUGUGGUCACUGACAUAAGUCUUGCUGAAAUGUUGGCUGUUCAGUAGCAAAAGAACACUGUCUCUGGAAGUAGCUCCACUCCUAGGACCAUCAAUGCGGACAAAACCCACUAACAUGGAACAAGUGCAAUUUAAGCAACCCCCUCCCCAAAAAUAUUUUUCUCUAUCCAAGAACAAUAAUUCCUAACUUGAAAUCACAGACUGCUGCUUUAAAUAUUAUCUAUAUCAAAUCAGACCCAAGGAGGCACAAGAGGCGGUGAGAGCAGAUUUGUAGAUGUUCAAAAAUGGCUUUGUACAAAAUGAAUCUUACUAGAGGAAUCCAGAAUAAUUACAUCCACUCGGGCCUUCUGGGUGGUUUCCUCUGGAACACUGACUGGUGUACAGUGUGUAAAUGUGUGUGUUAGCUGUUCUGUGGUUUCUUUUUAGCAUCGUAUUUGUGCUCUACUAGCCUAUAGUUUAGACUAUUCAUGUAUCAGCCAAGCCUAAUCAUUGCAGUCUGUGGUAUGUUGUUAUUUUUUUGUGCUCUCUUGUUUCUGAUUGGGUUUGUUUGUGGCUGAAAAGUAAAAAAAAAAAAAAAAAGGGGGGGUUGGUAAUGCUCAAGAAGCAUGACUGCUCUUUGCACCUUGCCUUUAGCUAGGCACAUACUAAAUCUGAGCCCUCCUGUCUGCAUGAAAUGGGUAAGGCCAGGCUGGCACCAUUCACUGGCUGUUUGGCAUUGAGGGCACCAAAUUAUUUUCACUCUAUUUUAGUUGGAAAAAAAGGUUCCGUCAUUUACAAGUGGAAAAUUCACUUCUUUAAUAGGAAUAAUUGGUGUUUAUCCAAUAUCCUGGACAGAAAAUAGCUGGCUGCUGUAUCACUUGUACUUUGACGUCUGUUUAGAGUGUCACUUUCCUACCCGGGUAGCUUUGCUUUUCCCAGACAUAUAGGUUUAUGGUAAUAGUAACUUUUGAAAUGAUCUCUCAACAGUUCCUCCUGAUUAAAGGGGUGGUUCACUCUUAACUUUUAGUAUGUUAUAGAAUGGCCAAUUUUAAGCAACUAAUCAACUGGUUUUCAUUUAUUUAUUUUUUAUAGUUUUUUUAAUAAUCCAGAUUUCAAACAGGGAUCAUUGACUCCAUGUAAAAAAACAAAUGCUCUGUAAGGCUACAAAUGUAUUGUUAUUGCUACUUUGUAUUACUCACCUUUUUAUUCAGACCCUCUCCUAUUCCAGUCUCUUAUUCAAAUCAAUGCAUGGUUGCUAAGGUAAAUUGGACCCUAGCAACCAUAUUGCUGAAAUUGCAAACUGGAGAGCUGCUGAAUAAAAACCACAAAUCAUAAAAAAUGAAAACCAAUUGCAAAGUGUCUCGGAAUAUCGCUCUCUACAUAAUACUAAAAAUGAACUCGAAGGUGAACAACCCAUUUAACACACAAUCUGCUAGAAAGAUAGGAGAAAUAAAUCCCAUCCUCUGUGCCCAAAGUGACGGGUGUGUUCCGGGCAGCACAGAACCCUCAGUAGAACAUAUAGCAGAAUAAAUAUUAAGCGCAGAGUCUUCCAUCACCUUCUCAUUGUAUUCUACCGAACAAACACAUCUGUAUGUGCAAACAGUAGAGGUUGGUGAAAAUGUCAAUUCAAAUGCUCAUGUGUAAUGACAGUGUACUAACCGGGAAGUUUUUGGCUUUCUUGUUAUGUGUCUGACACAGACUAGUAUGGGCUUAAAACAUAAAAAGGGGCUGGAUAUGUUACCAUGCAUAUUCAGUGGAAAUCUGUUAUUGAUGUACAUGCUUUUCUUAUACACUUGUAUUUAUGAUCUCUUGGCUACAAUGAGUAAGCUGUUUUAUUCAUGCCACCAGCUAUAAACAAUGCCUUACAGUAACUCUCCGUAGUAAGCAGCCUAAAUGUGUUUUUAUAAAUGUGUGUGCAAGAAGCUUACUUACCCUUUAUAUAGUCUCAUCUGCUCACUGCAUGGGAAUAUUAUCCAGACACUUCUGCAUAAACUAGUCUGCUGCUUCUGCCAUAGGAUCCUAAUGGCAGUUUGCUCUGUAUUAGUGGACGGGAUAUAUGUGCUUCAGUAGGGGUUAAAAGAACAGGCAGUGUUUAUUGAGACAACAUGUUUGUAAUGAAGGAUAUAUAUGUAUUCAUUUUAUCUUUUUCAUCCUAGCAGACUCCUUACCAAAGAGUAUUUGAACACGGGGGUCAAACUAAGAAGAGAAAUAUGAUCAGCCCACUGUGCUGUAAAUAAAACUUUAUGAAAUUGUUUUCAUUGCAUUGAAAUUCUCAUAAAGAAAUAGUUUUUUUGUUUGCAGUUGUUACUGUAUUCUCUGUAUGUGUGAUGGGCCGUUUGUAUUUGCUAGUGUGCUCCAGCAGGUCAGGUCUAUCACGUAUGCAAAAGUACAAACAGAUUCGUACAGGUCGCCCUUCUGUCUAAACCUACAACAAAUUUUUAGCUGCAUUUUGAUGCAUGAUUUGCCUCGAAUGGAUAAAAGCCCCCUUCAGUUCUGUGCCCCUGGACCCCAUAUGUAGAAGCUACAGUCGUGAAAUGUAUUCCUCUGCUCGUUUAGCAGACUCCCAGAAUAUACACAUUCAGAGGCCACUAUUGUGCAUCUUUGUGCACUGUCCCAUUAUUAUUGUGAUGCACGUGUGCUUCUGUGAAGCAGCUUCUCUAGCUGAUCUACAGCUUGACGUUCAGCCAUGACAGAAAUACUGGAUAGAGUAACCAAUGACACAGAGAGCCAGUUAAUCUUGAGUGUAGAAGAGUGAUGGUUUCUGAUUGUGAUGCAAUGCUUUGGUGACUACUCCGGUGCUCAGGGAGCCAUUUGCUUUUGUGCUAGGGCCCAGAAAUGGCCCCUGGCACAUGAAGAAAUGGUUUCUCCAUGACGCCUUCUAGAAAUUGAUCAAACCUGUGUUUGAUCACCUGUAUUGUAUUCUGUGUAACUUUCCCUUUAAUCUGUCCUUUUUUUUGUGGAAUUUUUUUUCGAAGGUGUUUUCAACGGGUUGUUUAAAAAAAAAAUAAAAAAAACAAAAAGAGGAAGCAAAUGUCACUUUUGGGUUCUGCUAUGUCAAGUUUAUUUAUUUGUAACUAAAUGGUUUGAAGUUUUCCAAUAAACUCUGUGAAUUGA
Messenger RNA from Xenopus laevis (African clawed frog), 8894 nucleotides. It is a transcript of the gene acsl3.L, whose product is annotated as acyl-CoA synthetase long chain family member 3 L homeolog. Lineage: Eukaryota; Metazoa; Chordata; Amphibia; Anura; Pipidae. Gene Ontology annotation, biological process: neuron differentiation; long-chain fatty-acyl-CoA metabolic process; lipid biosynthetic process. Gene Ontology annotation, cellular component: membrane; endoplasmic reticulum; lipid droplet. Bases 604 to 2733 code for a protein of 709 amino acids. The transcript has 16 exons. Gene Ontology annotation, molecular function: long-chain fatty acid-CoA ligase activity. The record is from RefSeq and is a predicted model, not a curated record.